Exaiptasia diaphana is the source of this 825-nucleotide messenger RNA. Its product is annotated as neurogenic locus notch homolog protein 1. The record is from RefSeq and is a predicted model, not a curated record. NCBI's taxonomy places the organism in Eukaryota, Metazoa, Cnidaria, Anthozoa, Actiniaria, Aiptasiidae. Bases 1 to 825 code for a protein of 274 amino acids. Gene Ontology annotation, cellular component: protein-containing complex; plasma membrane. Gene Ontology annotation, biological process: establishment or maintenance of epithelial cell apical/basal polarity; heterophilic cell-cell adhesion. The transcript is spliced from 4 exons.
AUGUCGCGUGGUGAUCUCGUAGGGAAGGAAGGAGCGGAUAAUGGUGAACUGGGGGAGGCAAGGGAGGCCAAAUGCACUGGCUACCGUACAUCAUCAGGGGCUGAGACGGUAGACAGAACUGCGUGUUCACCCAACCCAUGUCAAAAUGGCGGCCAAUGCACCGUGAAAGAUGGAGGAACAAACUACACCUGUAAUUGUACUGGUCGAGGUCAUACUGGAAGAAAUUGUGAAAUCAACAUGUGCUCGCCGAACCCUUGUCAAAAUGGCGGACAAUGUACUGUGAAAGAUGGAGGAACUAACUACACCUGUACUUGUACUAAUCACACUGGAAGAAAUUGCGAGCUAAAAUGCGUUUUGUUUGACUUUGAAACUGGACGACUUGACGGUUGGACCCUGACAGGAACAGCAUUCAACAAUCAGCCAACCUACGGAGACAAUUCCCUUGCAAGAGGCGUGGAGUCCGCCAAACUCAAAGGAGACUGGUACAUAGCAACAUUCGAGAACAGACCCAGUCCUUCGCAUCCUGUAGGAGCACAAAAGAAAAUACCUAUGGGAAAUGCGACUUCUCCACCAUUUGUGAUCCGAGGAACAAAAAUAAGGUUUCUUCUGGGUGGUGRUAWUGAUAUAAAUACACUGCGAUUUGAGUUGCUUAUUGAUGGAGUGGUCGUUGACAAGACAAYCARYMCARGAARGAGCUUUACAAUGACACAAAGAGAGUUCAAUGUAUCAUCUCGAAGAGGUCAGGAAGCCCGGGUUCGAAUCGUUGACAUGACAAGCACGGGUGUGAUCUGCGUUGACCACAUCGAAGACAGUUGCWAUGAGUAA